Messenger RNA from Homo sapiens (human), 3358 nucleotides. RefSeq names its product POU class 5 homeobox 1B (gene POU5F1B). Gene Ontology annotation, biological process: regulation of DNA-templated transcription. The coding region runs from base 2001 to 3080 and encodes 359 amino acids. Lineage: Eukaryota; Metazoa; Chordata; Mammalia; Primates; Hominidae. Gene Ontology annotation, cellular component: cytoplasm; nucleus. The transcript is spliced from 2 exons. The record is from RefSeq and is marked validated. Gene Ontology annotation, molecular function: DNA binding; DNA-binding transcription factor activity, RNA polymerase II-specific; DNA-binding transcription factor activity.
CUAGCUGUACCUCAUUAUCUAUCCCAGUGCCUGGCCUGUGAUAUCCCUAGAAAUUAUUAUUGCACUAAACUAAAUUAAACACAAAGACUUAGUUAGCGGAUUCACAAUUUUUAGUUGUACUACAUAGUCAAACGAGUAGACGUUCAGGUCACAAAAUCUAGCCUGUCUCCCCAUGAAACCACAAUGCCAUUGUCUGAACAGAUUAAAUAAAGCAGAGCAUCACCUCAAACGAUUUUCAUGGUUCAAAUCUAGGUAGCUAUACUUACCAGCUGUGAGGCUUAGGCCAACCUAUUAACCUUCUAUUUCACUUUUCUGCUAAAUGAGACAAUAUGGACUUGACUUCAUUUUGUGAGAAAUAAAUAAUCUAAGUAACUGGUCAAACACAUUUUGUGCUUCUUAAAAAAAGGUGGUACACACACACACACACACACACAACACCCGAUAUAAUACAAUAUUUUCAAAUGACACUAGAAAUAUUUUAGUCAGGUCUAAAGGAACAGAAGUUAAUGAUAAAAUGAUAAACAAUAAAUAAUAGCUACUGUUUCAUGAGAAAAUUACACACAUCUUACUUGACUUAAACCUCACAACAGAAUUGAGCAGAAAGUUAUUACCCUGAGAAAGGGGACUUAAGGUUGGCAGGAUAACAAGUGGGAGAAUCUAGAGGUAAAGUCAUAUCUAUCUUAUUGGAAACACUCAAGAACGUCAAAUAAGCAUGAGAAUUUGAGCAAGACUGAAGGAGAACGUUUAAGUUCCCUUUCCAACUCAUAUCCCAAUUCUGGAAUCUAAUUUCUGUAACAAGUAACUAUAUUCCUUACUACAGAAGUAAAGAUGGCCCCAUGGAGAAACUGGCAGCAUGGCAUGAUGGAAAUGGAAUAGAAUCAGGAAUUGUUUUGUACCUGUGUGUGUGUGACUUUGGUGUUCUGACUCAGACACAUAUUUGAGAGGUAGAGAGGGGAGAAGAGGGUUGCCACAUUAUGUAACAGAAAGGAGCCCACUGCUUAAACACUUACCUUGUGCCAGACAUUGCACUAGGACUUUAUUACCUGCAACCCAUCCUGCAAAACUGUGAAGAUUUGAUAUGAUCAUUCUCAUUUUAUGGUUGAGAAACAAGGGUUAAGGACAUUAAAAAUUUACUCAAUGUUUAAACAUUUGCCUGUCUUAUUCUAAAGCCCCUUCUCUUUUCACAAUCCCUUUAAGAAAUGGACAUCCAAUAUUUGAGUGGCAGAGGCAAAAACAUGGCCUACCAGAACCAUUAUGAUAGCUUUACAAUAUGCCCACCAAUUAUUUGAUAGUCCUCCUGCCAAAUGGUGAAGGCUAAUUACCCUCCUACAGAAUGUGACUCACUUCUAAUGAAUAAAAUAUGGCACAAGUAAAAGUGUGCGAUUUCAGAGACUAGGUCAUAAAGAACGCAGUGGCUUCUUCCCUGCUCUCUCUUUCUUAGGUCAUUCUCUCUGGGUGAAUCCAGCUGACAUGUUGUGAGGACACUCAAGCAGCUUUAUGGAAAAGCCCACAUGGUGAGCAACUGAGGCCUCCUACCAACAGCCAACAAGAAACCGGGGCCUUUGCCAACAGCCAAGAAAUAAGAAUCAGAAAGAAGGACACACCAUUCCAUAGCACAGAACACAAGUAGAUGGCUCCCAUGAAGAAUCUAGCAUCAUGGUAUGGCAGAAGCAGAAUGGACUCAGGAAUCAUGGUGCCUACACUGGAAUUUCAGAUCGGCCACUGACACAAUGGACACAUUAUUCAACAUUUCCAAAUCUUGGCAUUCUUAUCCACAAAGUGAAGAUAAUAAUUGUCAAUUCACAGGUGAUUAUGAUUUAAAGAGAUUACUUUUGAAGAGUUCCUAACACAUUCAGUCAACAUUUAAUGAUGCUUCAGGCACUGUGUUCAUUGCUAGUGAGCGUAUGACACACACAGCCAUACGGUCACAGAGCUUUCAAUGAAAAGUAACAUAAUUGCUCAUUUCACCAGGCCCCCGGCUUGGGGCGCCUUCCUUCCCCAUGGCGGGACACCUGGCUUCGGAUUUCGCCUUCUCGCCCCCUCCAGGCGGUGGGGGUGAUGGGCCAUGGGGGGCGGAGCCGGGCUGGGUUGAUCCUCUGACCUGGCUAAGCUUCCAAGGCCCUCCUGGAGGGCCAGGAAUCGGGCCGGGGGUUGGGCCAGGCUCUGAGGUGUGGGGGAUUCCCCCUUGCCCCCCGCCGUAUGAGUUAUGUGGGGGGAUGGCGUACUGUGGGCCUCAGGUUGGAGUGGGGCUAGUGCCCCAAGGCGGCUUGGAGACCUCUCAGCCUGAGAGCGAAGCAGGAGUCGGGGUGGAGAGCAACUCCAAUGGGGCCUCCCCGGAACCCUGCACCGUCCCCCCUGGUGCCGUGAAGCUGGAGAAGGAGAAGCUAGAGCAAAACCCGGAGAAGUCCCAGGACAUCAAAGCUCUGCAGAAAGAACUCGAGCAAUUUGCCAAGCUCCUGAAGCAGAAGAGGAUCACCCUGGGAUAUACACAGGCCGAUGUGGGGCUCAUCCUGGGGGUUCUAUUUGGGAAGGUGUUCAGCCAAAAGACCAUCUGCCGCUUUGAGGCUCUGCAGCUUAGCUUCAAGAACAUGUGUAAGCUGCGGCCCUUGCUGCAGAAGUGGGUGGAGGAAGCUGACAACAAUGAAAAUCUUCAGGAGAUAUGCAAAGCAGAAACCCUCAUGCAGGCCCGAAAGAGAAAGCGAACCAGUAUCGAGAACCGAGUGAGAGGCAACCUGGAGAAUUUGUUCCUGCAGUGCCCGAAACCCACACUGCAGAUCAGCCACAUCGCCCAGCAGCUUGGGCUCGAGAAGGAUGUGGUCCGAGUGUGGUUCUGUAACCGGCGCCAGAAGGGCAAGCGAUCAAGCAGCGACUAUGCACAACGAGAGGAUUUUGAGGCUGCUGGGUCUCCUUUCUCAGGGGGACCAGUGUCCUUUCCUCCGGCCCCAGGGCCCCAUUUUGGUACCCCAGGCUAUGGGAGCCCUCACUUCACUGCACUGUACUCCUCAGUCCCUUUCCCUGAGGGGGAAGUCUUUCCCCCAGUCUCCGUCAUCACUCUGGGCUCUCCCAUGCAUUCAAACUGAGGUGCCUGCCCUUCUAGGAAUGGGGAACAGGGGAGGGGAGGAGCUAGGGAAAGAGAACCUGGAGUUUGUGGCAGGGCUUUUGGGAUUAAGUUCUUCAUUCACUAAGGAAGGAAUUGGGAACACUAAGGGUGGGGGCAGGGGAGUUUGGGGCAACUGGUUGGAGGGAAGGUGAAGUUCAAUGAUGCUCUUGAUUUUAAUCCCACAUCAUGUAUCACUUUUUUCUUAAAUAAAGAAGCCUGGGACACAGUAAAAAAAAAAAAAAAAGAAAGAAAAGAAAA